Molecule: messenger RNA, 1245 nt
Organism: Blastocystis hominis
Lineage: Eukaryota; Bigyra; Opalinata; Blastocystidae
Exons: 4
Coding region: 1-1245 (414 amino acids)
Molecular function (GO): nucleic acid binding; ATP binding
Source: RefSeq, a predicted model, not a curated record
AUGAUUCGUCUUUCUCCAUUGUCCGAAAGUGGCCUUCGAUUAUGUUUGAAAAGAUUUGUGUCAUUUGGGGACUUGGGAGUCGAUUCGAAGAUUGUGAAAGGAUUGAGAAAACUAAACAUAUUAAAUGCUACAGAUAUUCAAGUGAAAAGCAUUCCACUAGGUCUACGAAACUGUUCACCUAUAGCGAUUUCCUCUGAGACUGGUAGUGGUAAAACACUUGCCUAUCUCGUUCCAUUUCUUAACCACCUAAUUACCGAUCCCCAUCUUCGGAUGCUUGUUUUGCUCCCUCGGAAGGAGCUUGCAUUCCAAGUUGAACAAGUCGUUCACCAACUCGCUCCCAAUGCAGCAACAGCUGUGGCAGUUGGAAAAUGGAAGGGAAUGGAGGAAGGUGUGUUUCCUUCGAUUGUUCUUGGAACACCGAAGCCAGUGUACGAAUACCUACGCCGCGCGUUUGGGAAGAAGAGCUUGGAGAUGUUACAGCAAUAUCGUCGCACUUUCUCCACCUUGGUGCUCGAUGAAGCUGAUGUCGUUCUGAACGACCCUUUUUAUCGCUACACGUUGGAUAGUCUGCAUCUCCUGGAGCGAGCCAACGCAGAUUUGCAGGUCGUUGCUGCUGGAGCAACAUUGCCUCGUAAUGGGAAAAUGACGGCGGGAGGCAUUCUGUCUCACGAAUUUCCUCAAAUCUACUGGUGUGAAACAUCGGGGCGCAGCUCUGUUCCGGAAAAUAUCCGCGUGAGGUUCAUCGAACAAGUGGAAGAAGAACAAAAAAUGAAUGAAUUGAAAAAGUUGGCGGGAAAGUUGAGAGGUGGAAACUCGAUUUUAUUUGUUCGAAAUGCUUCGCGUGCUGAACAAGUCGCGGAGAGUUUGGCGGGGAUGAAUAUAAAGGUCCAAGUGCUCUCUCAAGAUUUGGAUGAUGUGCAACGAGACCAGGCGGUUCGAAGGGUAUUGGAAGGUUCAGCGAUGUGCACUGUUUGUACAGAUCUGGUUAGCCGAGGCCUCGACACUCGCAAUGUCAAUUUAGUUGUUCAGUAUGAUUUUGCAACCGACGUUUCCGCGUUUCUUCACCGCUGCGGCCGAACAGGAAGAAACGGAGCGCAGGGCGAAGUGAUCUGCUUUGUGUCCCCCGAGAAUGAGCUGCUUGCGUCCAGGAUUCAAAAAUGCGGCGUGCACAACGAUCUCAGUUCGCUGUUUUCCAGGAAGCGUCUGCUGCGAAAGAAGGCAAAGAAAGAGGGGUGUUGUGUUUGA